AAAAUCAACCGAGACCACAAGGAGAGCUCUAUUACAAUUUGGGCAUUUCCAGAAUACUAUGUUUUGUUAUCCCACUGCUAUUCAUAAUCAACCUUCCAAAAUCCUGUCCAACAUCGUCGUUUUCCUGUCUUCGAUUUUCUCUAUUGAUAUACCAUCAAACGAUGAGAGCUCUACGCGAGCUUGUUCAUCAUCACUGGAUUGCACCGCUCAGACAGGACAUGGUGGUCAUGAUUGGCAAGAAGAGGUCUUUCAAAAGAUCAAAUCCAUGAAGGAUAUGUACUUGGGUGAGUUAAACAACAUGCACCAGAAGAUCACUGCAAGGUUGAAGCAGCCUGAAUCUAUCCAAUGGUCAGAACAGCUUGACAAGUUGAAAAUAUUCAAGGCCAUGUUGGAACGUAUUAUAGCUUUUUUAUCGGUUUCCUCCAAAGAGAACAUUACCCCCUUUAACAAGGAAAAAUUGGGUUCUUAUGAGAAGCAAAUAGUGAAUUUUGUAACUUCAAAUGUGCAGCAGUCAGUGAACAUGCAUGAGUCUACGCAAACAAUGCAACACAACUUGUCAAAUGUGCAGCUUAAUUCUCUGACAUCUUUGUGUGGGGAUUCAUCCGCACAGCAGAGUAUGUUAAGCUCACUGCAGCCAGGUUCGAACAUGGAUUUGGGUCAGGGAAACGCUCUGAGUUGACCGCAGCAGGUUAUCACAGGGUCUUUGCAACAAAAUCCUGUUAGUGCGACAAGCAAACUGUUGAAGUAACUGAGACCAAGUCUUUCAAAUUUGUCAUGACAGUUAUGUGUUAGCAGUUAUCUUUAUGUAAUUUUGUGAUUCACGCUUCAUGGUGCAGUAGUUUAUUUUACAGUUAAUUAACUUCCUUAUGUUUCAGCAACUGACAUCUAUAAGUUGCUGUUUUCUUAGGAGUCUAAUGUAAGUCUGAUGUAUGUUUGAUGCUGUGUUUUUCUGAUCUGUCAGAAUACAGUUUAUGUAUUUCA
This is a messenger RNA of Rubroshorea leprosula, 981 nucleotides long. The record is from the annotation of a GenBank genome assembly. NCBI's taxonomy places the organism in Eukaryota, Viridiplantae, Streptophyta, Magnoliopsida, Malvales, Dipterocarpaceae.